Medicago truncatula (barrel medic) is the source of this 1766-nucleotide messenger RNA. RefSeq names its product phosphatidylinositol 4-phosphate 5-kinase 5. The transcript has 3 exons. Lineage: Eukaryota; Viridiplantae; Streptophyta; Magnoliopsida; Fabales; Fabaceae. The coding region runs from base 268 to 1560 and encodes 430 amino acids. The record is from RefSeq and is a predicted model, not a curated record.
CACUCCACGCUCCUUUUGUUGUAACCUUCACUUCUAACUUCGACCAACUCAACUCUACUUUCUCUCUUUCCUUUUCUUUUCCUAACAAAAGAAAAAAAAAACAAUAAAUAGAAAAUAAAAAGAAAGAUAGAAGAAAAAAAAAACCGUUCAGUUUUGGAAUAGUUGAGUUCAAAUUUCAGUUGAAUGAUUCUUUCCGCCGCCGUGAAAUGUUACCGGCGGGAAACAUAACAACAAUUUUCCGGCACCGGAGAAGAAGAUCUCGCUAAAAUGGAAACUCAGAAGAGUCAAUCAAAGCUUACAAGAACACAAUCUUCACUUCUCAAUCUCACUUCUUCACCAACAAUUCGAUCUUCAUCGAUUCAAAGCCUUUCUUCCAUCAACGAUUGUUACUACGACGAAGAAGACGACAAAAACAACAAGAAAAUAAAAACCAACAAAAAAAUCCAAACCCCAAGAAUCGGGUCGACCCGAUUAACCACUCCGGUUAUCGCCGUUGUUUCAUUCGGUUCCCUCGGCGCGUGUUCGUUCUUCUUCUACUUCUCCUUCCUCGGUAGCGACGAGGUUCCAACUUCAGAGAAUCUCUUACUCGCUUUGAUUUUCAUCGCCGUUGCUCUUUACUUCAUUUCAAAGAAUAAAGGGUUAAUCAACUACAGUGUCUCCGUUUUGAAACAGUGGUAUGAAAUUAACAUAAAACGGUUCGGGUUAACAAAAACAGAAUCAAAACCGGUUCAAUGGUUCAUCGGCGGUAGUGGUUCAACGGCAACAACAACGAAGACAGCGAUAGAGAAAAAGAAGAUAAAAGAAGGUGUAGAGUUUUACAGCAACGGUGAUUUUUACGAAGGGGAGUUUCAUAAAGGAAGAAGUAACGGAAGUGGUGUGUAUAAUUACUUUGUGAAUGGAAGAUAUGAAGGUGAUUGGGUUGAUGGAAGAUAUGAUGGAUAUGGAAUUGAGAGUUGGGCUAGAGGGAGUAGAUAUAAGGGUCAGUAUAGAAAAGGAAUGAGACAUGGUUAUGGUGUUUAUAGGUUCUAUACUGGUGAUUCUUUUUCUGGUGAAUGGUGUAAUGGUCAAAGUCAUGGUAUGGGUCUUCAAACUUGUUCUGAUGCUAGUACUUAUGUUGGGAUGUUUAAACAUGGUGUUAAACAUGGUCUUGGUUGUUACCAUUUUAGAAAUGGAGAUAGAUAUGCAGGAGAGUAUUUUGGAGACAAAAUUCAUGGAUUUGGAGUGUACCAUUUUGCUAAUGGACAUUGUUAUGAAGGAGCGUGGCAUGAGGGUCGUAGACAAGGUAUUGGCUCGUAUACCUUUCGAAAUGGUGAUCGAAGAUGUGGUGAAUGGGAUGCUGGCAACCUCAAGCAUCCUAUGCCACCUCUAACUGAUGUUGUCCUUCGAGCGAUUCAGGCUGCUAGGAAAACAGCUGAGAAUGCGAUAAACCUUAAGCGGGUCGAAGACCAGGUUAACAAUGCAGUGAUCGCUGCAAACAAAGCCGCCACUGCUGCUAGAGUUGCUGCUGUGAAGGCUGUUCAGAACAGGAUGGAUGGAAAAUUUUGUGAAACUUUUGUAUGACAGAAAUCAAUGUUAGCUGUUGUUUGCAAUUGUAAAUUUUUUACUACUAAUUUUGAGUUACUUGGAAGAUGUCACCCUGAUGAGCUAAAGCUGAUUGGAGGUUGAAAAAAAGAGUAUGCUUUGAUGUUUUUUUUUUUUUUUUUUACCACACUGUAACUUGUAUAUAAAGCAUGUAUAUCAAUGAAAGUUCAAUUUUCUGCAUUUCA